This is a messenger RNA of Ruditapes philippinarum (Manila clam), 1071 nucleotides long. RefSeq lists its product as uncharacterized. Gene Ontology annotation, molecular function: lipid binding. The record is from RefSeq and is a predicted model, not a curated record. NCBI's taxonomy places the organism in Eukaryota, Metazoa, Mollusca, Bivalvia, Venerida, Veneridae.
ACUUCUUGAACGGUAGUGUGCAUUGGACCGUGUCGUGCUAACCAAAGUUUGUUGGAAAGUAAUUGUGGAAAUUAAGUAACUGCUCUCUUCUGUAUUUUAAACUCUUAUUUAGCAGUUUCUCUCAAGGUAAAUGCUAUUCUCCGGGAGAAGAAGGGGAGAGCAAUGUUGUAUGCACGCAAUGUAUACAGUCUUUUUACAGUUGUCUCCCUUCUCUCUUCAAUCGGUUUUCUAGAUGCGUCAUCCGGCUUGCGUAUCACAGUAACUGAAUCGACAUUAGAUAUGGUCAACCAAGCAGAAAUAAAAGCAUUUCAGACGGAUUUAAAUGGCAAAAGAUUCGAUGACAUUGGUGAAUCUACCGGAGACUUAUCAUGGAAAGUUUCAAAUAUCCAUGUUCAGCACGUAGGAUCAAUGACACCAAACAUUAAAUUACAUAGCACCGGUCAGAUUACGUGGACGUGUUACAUAAGUUCAUUAAAGGUGAACGGACGUUGGAAUGCAAAAUUGUCAGGCUGGUUACCUCUCUCGGCUUCAGGCGAUAUAACAGCAACAGUCUCCGGGACUUCACUCAGUAUCUCUCUAACUUUAUCGGAGAACUUUGGAAGUCUCGGUAUAAGUCUCAGUCAGUGUUCAGCGCAGAUCGGAAAUUUUAACCUCCACUUUUCUGGUAAUCUACUGGACGGGCUUCUGAAUUCACUCACUGAUAUUUUUGAAAACGAUUUGAAAAUGGUUCUACAGAAGACGAUUUGCAAUCUUGUGUCAAAAGGGAUGGUGGACAUUUCAGCCGAUAUGAAGAACAUAAUGACCUCGUUUCCAAUUCAGGUUAUUGGAAUUCCACUGACUCUUGACAAUGCCUUUACACAAAUAGCAGUCUCAAGUGAUACUAUAUCAACCUAUCACAAGGGAGCGGUGCAUUGGUAUGAUCAUACAUUUUACUCGUCUGACGUAAAUCGAUUUCCGGCUGCGCGCACAUCACAUGGCAUAGCGUUUGAUCUGAAAGAAGAUGUGUUUAAUAAUUUGCUGAAAACAUACGUAGAAAAUGGAAACCUAGAUGGAAUGAUCGGUUACUCAAGG